Messenger RNA from Nomascus leucogenys (northern white-cheeked gibbon), 6652 nucleotides. RefSeq names its product cytoplasmic FMR1 interacting protein 1 (gene CYFIP1). Gene Ontology annotation, cellular component: neuron projection; synapse; SCAR complex. Lineage: Eukaryota; Metazoa; Chordata; Mammalia; Primates; Hylobatidae. Gene Ontology annotation, molecular function: RNA 7-methylguanosine cap binding; small GTPase binding. The record is from RefSeq and is a predicted model, not a curated record. Gene Ontology annotation, biological process: cell morphogenesis; axon guidance; modification of synaptic structure.
CCCCGCCCCGGGAGGAAGGGGAGGAGGCCGAGUGUUUCCUGGCGCAUUCCCGGCCAGCCCGAGUGACUCACUCAGCCAAGGAAACUCCCAGGGCCCGCCCAGGACCCCCAAGCCGCCGCGGACCCAGCCCAGGAUGGCGGCCCAGGUGACGCUGGAGGACGCGCUGUCCAACGUGGACCUCCUGGAGGAGCUGCCCCUGCCCGACCAGCAGCCCUGCAUCGAGCCCCCGCCAUCCUCGCUGCUCUACCAGCCAAAUUUCAACACUAACUUUGAAGACAGAAAUGCAUUUGUUACUGGCAUCGCAAGAUACAUCGAACAAGCCACCGUCCACUCUAGCAUGAACGAGAUGCUGGAGGAGGGCCAAGAAUAUGCUGUCAUGCUGUACACCUGGAGGAGCUGCUCCCGGGCCAUCCCACAGGUGAAAUGUAAUGAGCAGCCUAACAGAGUGGAAAUUUACGAGAAAACCGUGGAGGUUCUGGAGCCUGAGGUCACAAAACUGAUGAAUUUUAUGUACUUCCAGAGAAAUGCCAUUGAGCGUUUCUGUGGGGAGGUGAGGCGCCUGUGCCACGCCGAGAGGAGGAAGGACUUCGUGUCAGAAGCCUACCUGAUCACACUGGGCAAGUUCAUCAACAUGUUCGCCGUGCUGGACGAGCUGAAGAACAUGAAGUGCAGUGUGAAGAACGACCACUCAGCGUACAAGAGGGCUGCUCAGUUUUUACGUAAAAUGGCAGAUCCACAGUCCAUCCAGGAAUCGCAGAAUCUGUCCAUGUUCCUGGCCAAUCAUAACAAGAUCACACAGUCUCUGCAGCAGCAGCUCGAAGUGAUUUCUGGCUACGAAGAGCUCCUGGCAGACAUCGUGAAUCUGUGUGUGGAUUACUACGAGAACAGGAUGUAUUUGACGCCCAGUGAGAAACACAUGCUUCUCAAAGUCAUGGGAUUUGGUCUGUACCUGAUGGAUGGGAGUGUCAGUAACAUCUAUAAGUUAGAUGCCAAGAAAAGAAUAAACUUAUCCAAAAUUGACAAGUACUUCAAGCAGCUCCAGGUGGUUCCACUAUUUGGGGACAUGCAAAUAGAACUGGCAAGAUACAUCAAGACCAGCGCCCACUACGAGGAAAAUAAAUCUCGAUGGACGUGCACAUCCUCCGGCAGCAGCCCUCAGUACAACAUCUGCGAGCAGAUGAUCCAGAUCCGUGAGGACCACAUGCGCUUCAUUUCGGAGCUGGCACGCUACAGCAACAGCGAGGUGGUCACGGGCUCGGGCCGCCAGGAGGCCCAGAAGACGGAUGUGGAGUACCGCAAGCUCUUCGACCUGGCGCUGCAGGGCCUGCAGCUGCUGUCGCAGUGGAGCGCGCACGUGAUGGAAGUGUAUUCCUGGAAGCUUGUGCACCCCACCGACAAGUAUUCCAACAAGGACUGCCCCGACAGCGCCGAAGAGUACGAGCGCGCCACACGCUACAACUACACCAGCGAGGAGAAGUUUGCCCUAGUGGAGGUGAUUGCCAUGAUCAAAGGCCUGCAGGUGCUGAUGGGCAGGAUGGAGAGCGUGUUCAACCACGCCAUCCGGCACACCGUCUAUGCCGCACUGCAGGACUUCUCCCAGGUGACCCUCAGGGAGCCGCUGCGGCAGGCCAUCAAGAAGAAGAAGAACGUCAUCCAGAGUGUCCUGCAGGCCAUCAGGAAGACCGUGUGUGACUGGGAGACAGGGCACGAGCCCUUCAAUGACCCAGCCUUGCGGGGCGAGAAGGACCCCAAGAGCGGCUUCGACAUAAAAGUGCCACGCCGCGCCGUGGGACCCUCCAGCACUCAGCUUUACAUGGUGAGAACCAUGCUAGAGUCCCUCAUUGCAGACAAAAGUGGUUCCAAGAAAACCUUGAGAAGUAGCCUUGAGGGGCCCACCAUAUUGGACAUAGAAAAAUUUCAUCGAGAGUCAUUCUUCUACACUCACUUGAUAAAUUUCAGUGAAACGCUGCAGCAGUGCUGUGACCUUUCGCAGCUGUGGUUCCGAGAGUUCUUCCUGGAGCUGACCAUGGGCAGGAGGAUCCAGUUCCCCAUUGAGAUGUCAAUGCCCUGGAUCCUGACAGACCACAUCCUGGAGACCAAGGAGGCGUCGAUGAUGGAGUACGUGCUCUACUCCCUGGACCUGUACAAUGACAGCGCCCACUACGCGCUCACCAGGUUCAACAAGCAGUUCCUCUACGACGAAAUCGAGGCGGAGGUGAAUCUAUGUUUUGACCAAUUUGUUUACAAGCUAGCAGACCAGAUAUUUGCCUAUUAUAAGGUUAUGGCAGGAAGUUUGCUUCUUGAUAAACGGUUACGAUCAGAAUGCAAGAAUCAGGGAGCCACGAUCCACCUCCCGCCGUCUAACCGCUACGAGACGCUGCUGAAGCAGAGGCACGUGCAGCUCCUCGGCAGGUCAAUAGACCUCAAUCGUCUGAUCACCCAGCGUGUCUCAGCAGCCAUGUAUAAGUCCCUAGAACUGGCGAUUGGACGAUUUGAAAGUGAAGAUUUGACCUCCAUAGUUGAGCUGGACGGCCUGUUGGAAAUCAACCGCAUGACCCACAAGCUGCUGAGCCGGUACCUGACGCUGGACAGCUUCGACGCCAUGUUCCGGGAGGCCAACCACAACGUGUCAGCACCCUACGGGAGGAUCACCCUGCACGUCUUCUGGGAGCUCAACUAUGACUUCCUGCCCAACUACUGCUACAACGGCUCUACCAACCGGUUUGUUCGGACAGUGUUACCAUUUUCUCAGGAAUUUCAAAGAGAUAAGCAGCCUAACGCACAACCUCAAUAUCUGCAUGGAUCCAAGGCUUUGAACUUGGCCUACUCCAGCAUUUACGGCAGCUACCGGAACUUUGUGGGACCUCCACACUUUCAAGUCAUCUGCCGGCUCCUCGGCUACCAGGGUAUCGCCGUGGUCAUGGAGGAGCUGCUGAAGGUCGUCAAGAGCCUGCUGCAAGGCACAAUCCUGCAAUACGUGAAGACGCUGAUGGAGGUGAUGCCCAAGAUCUGCCGCCUGCCCCGGCACGAGUACGGCUCUCCCGGAAUCCUGGAGUUCUUCCACCACCAGCUGAAGGACAUUGUGGAGUACGCAGAGCUGAAGACGGUGUGCUUCCAGAACCUGCGGGAGGUGGGGAACGCCAUCCUCUUCUGCCUGCUCAUUGAGCAGAGCCUGUCUUUAGAAGAAGUGUGUGACCUGCUGCAUGCGGCUCCCUUCCAGAACAUCUUGCCGCGAGUCCAUGUGAAAGAGGGGGAGAGACUUGAUGCCAAAAUGAAAAGACUAGAAUCAAAGUACGCCCCGCUGCAUCUUGUCCCACUGAUUGAAAGACUGGGGACCCCUCAGCAAAUUGCCAUCGCAAGAGAGGGGGACCUGCUGACAAAGGAGCGCCUCUGCUGCGGCCUGUCCAUGUUUGAGGUCAUCCUAACACGGAUCCGGAGCUUUCUGGAUGAUCCCAUCUGGCGCGGGCCUCUGCCCAGCAAUGGGGUCAUGCAUGUGGACGAGUGUGUGGAGUUUCACAGACUGUGGAGUGCCAUGCAGUUUGUCUACUGCAUUCCCGUGGGGACACACGAGUUCACAGUCGAGCAGUGCUUUGGUGAUGGGCUACACUGGGCUGGCUGUAUGAUCAUCGUACUUCUUGGGCAGCAGCGGCGUUUUGCUGUGCUGGAUUUCUGCUACCAUCUACUUAAAGUCCAGAAACAUGAUGGCAAAGAUGAGAUUAUUAAAAAUGUGCCUUUGAAGAAGAUGGUGGAGAGAAUUCGCAAGUUCCAGAUUCUCAAUGAUGAGAUAAUCACCAUCCUGGAUAAGUACCUGAAGUCGGGCGACGGGGAGGGCACGCCAGUGGAGCACGUGCGCUGCUUCCAGCCGCCCAUCCACCAGUCCCUCGCCAGCAGCUGAGGGCACGCGCUGCACUCCGUAACUCAACAUGGCAUGCCUUUCUCUCUGUAAACUAUUUAGUGAGAUUUUUAGGGACUAUUUUUCAGUAUCUCUGUACCUGUUAAAGGGGGUGCUUUUCAAUCUAAAAGCUUAAUUUUAUAAAAUUGACUUAUUUUUCUAGACUAAAAUUGUAUAUGCUUUUGGUAAUUAGGAACUCUUGAGAAUAUUGGCUGCUGAUUGUUGCCAUCACGUUCUUACAAAAUUGUUUUUCUAUGGGAUGUUCUGGCAGCUGUGUCAUAAAAUGCUGCUGGGUUCAUUCAUUCAUUCCGUAAGAAACUUAAUACCAGCAAAUGCAUUAAAUCCUUUGCCAGUUACCAUUAACUGUAACUAUUUAGCUUUUGUUUAGGGAUCUUUCUGAUGGUCUUUUAUGAGCAAUCUUAGUUCUAAGACAUUGUUCCCAUCCCUUUUUUGUGUGUUUCGGAAAAUAGUGAACUUGAUUCCCCUGCUUCCACUAAAUCCAGUUGUGACAAAAUCUAACGUGACAUCAGAUCGAAAGGUUAUAGAAAUAAAACUAAUGAGAUCUAUUUGUGUUCAUUUAUUUACUAUAACCCUGUGCUGCUUGGCUUGGCAAGGACCUCUAAUUAACCUGAGCUCACAUACCCGGCCAGCUCGGAUGUAGGUCACCUCUAAGGCUGAGGUGGGGUGGGACUGUGACACCAUCCCAUAUGCCACUCACCUCACCAGCACAGGUUUAGCUUUAUAUUUAGGGUUCCGCAGGCAAAUGAGGUGUAAAACGGCCGUGUUGGCUGCUCCAAUCUGGAUGUGAAGAGGCUACUCAGUGCCUGUUACCUGUGCCCAUGACCUGGAGGAGGCCAGGCCCAGUGGGUGCUGCACAAAGGGACUGGGAGCACUGAGUCCAGCCUUCAGCUGUCCCCGAUCCACAGGGGACAUGGCUGGAGCUGGUCCACAUGAUCUGUCAGAAUGAAAAACAAUCGGUCUAGACUACCAGUAGAGUCAUGAACAUGUUUGAGAAACUGAAGCCAUAUUUUAAAAAGUAUUAAGGCAAUGAGGUUCUGAAAAUCCUAACUAACUGAAUGGAAAAAAAUGUUAUGCCUGUUUAUUGUAAAUGAAUACUACAGAUAAACACAGGUCCAGCAUGAUUAACUGAACUCACUUUAUAUUGUAGCCUGGCAGUCAUUUUACAUUAUUUGGAGUAUUGCAGCCUUCAUCAAUUUUAAAAUUUUAUAUGGAUGCCAAGUUGCCAUAAAAAGCAGGCCUCGCCUGCUUUUCCAGAGGCCUUUGGAAGCUGUCCAGAAGCAUAUGAUGCACGGCACAAAAAAGAAGUAAGUGUAUGAACCAUCCUGUUGUACUGCCAAACUCAAGUGACAUGAAGCCUAAAAGAAUUAUUCUUUCUUUAUAAAAAGUUCCCUAAAAAUGCUUUUGGUAAUGUGAAUUAAUAACCCUGGGGCCAGCAUUCUGCUGCAGAUUUAGAGGUGGUAGCUGUGCUUAUCUUAGAAACUACAGAAUAGGAUGAAAAAUUAUUGUAAUUUAAUUACCAAGUAAGUUUUAUAAAGCUUAAUUAUACACCAAAUAUGUAAUACCUUAAGUGUAAGACAAUCCAUCUCGAGUGCUAUAAAAUGUUAAUUAAGAAUCUGUUAUUAAUUAACCUAUGCAUGUUCAACGAGUCUCUGUCCUCAAGCGGGAGAAAACUGGUUCUUUUAUGUACAAAGGACAGAUGUAGGUACAGUAUAUAAGUACAUCUGUAGUAUUAAAAUGGCAUGGGAGGAGGCAGUUAGUUAGAAAAAAAACAUCUAAAACAGCUCCUUAGGAGGCCAAUAAUAAGGUUGGAAAAAAGGGAGUUUCCAUACAGCCAGUGGUGAUCUGCAUGGGAUACCAGCACCAUCGGCAGGGGAGGCCCUCGGGGAGUGAUGGCUUGGCGCUGGCGCACCACUGGGUAACCUCCAGGCAGGAGCCACAGGCUGGAACAGGCGAACACUUUCUUCCCAUCACCUGGGUGGAAAUUAAUUAAUUCUGCCAAUACUUUUUUUUUUAAAGGCCAGUCGACGGUUAUGUGUGUGGAUAGGUUCAAAGCUGGAUGGAGUUCAGUAGACCUUUUUUAUUAUUCUACCUUUUCUGCAUUAUGUUUGCAAUUUUCCAUCAUCAACUUCUUCAUAAACAAACAUUUUCUAGAAACCAAAAUAUGUAGUAGCCCAAAGGAGCUCUUAAGCAAAGUACUUGGUACAAAGAGACCAUAUUCUGUAAACAAACAUUUUAAGUUUGUUCUAAGCAUUCAGACUUUUAGAAUAAGAACAUUUCAACUUUUUAUUAUAACAUGAGCUAAAUUUAAGAAAUAACCCUAGUCUUCUAUUUCCCAGAGCUGUUCAAAGUCUAAAUGACAAUAUAACUCAUUAUGAAAAUAUACUGAAAAGUACAAGAGCUGAUGUAAAACGGUAAUCAAGGUUCCGCGCAUCAUGGAAUUAGGGUAACUGACGAAUAAACCCAGCCAGGCUGCAACAGCAGGCAGGAUGUGCUGGCUUGAUGAGGUGCUAAGAAGGCCAUCGAAUGCACAGAGGAAGCCGGAUUCACGGUGAUCAUCUCAACCUGAGAAAUCGUUCCUUGGGGUGGUUUCUGCUCUUUUUUUGGUUUUGUAAGAGUUUCCUUCAUUCACUAACUUAGUUUUCCCUUAAUAUUUCAAAAAUAAAACCAAUCAUCAAACAGGAGCCACUUUUAUAGGUAAGGUAAAUCACAGGAUAAUGUAUUGGGAUAACUCUUGUUUUU